UUCUUUUAUUUAUUUCUCAAUGUAGGUAACCUUACUUUUCCAAUAAGAAAAUUUACAUUUUUUAAAAAAUAUAUAAAAAAACAUGCUUUAUAAAAAAGUUAUUCUUCACAGGAACAGGACACUAUUGUACAAGAAAGAUAGAUGCCAGGUUACAAGUUUUAUUACAAAAAUAUAUGAAUUAAACAAAUUAUAUUAUGGUCAUAUAUCUCAUACGAGGAUACCAAUUGGUAUAAAAAAUGAUAUAUUACAAAAUUUUCCUCGACCAAAUAGAGCAAAUUCAGAUCUUGCCACUUUAUUAAGCAAUAGCAGUAUUUUACAGAAAUCCAGUGUAUUAAAUUUGAAUGUCGACAUCCGAUUUAUUCAUAGCUUUGGAUCAUCGUCGAUAUUAAGGAGUGAUGGUGGUUUUAGUCAGUUUUGUUGGAAAAGUACCGAUGCUAAUAUAUCUUUAGAUUCUGAUGCAAUAUUACGAAGUUCUUCACCGGUCGCAACUACUACAGAGAGGGCAAAAGAAAUAUUCUACAAUGAUACUGAAAAUGCCAAGCAGAUUUCAAAACAAUUCCCGGCCCCAAAAAAUGUGUUACACAACAUGUUUGAUGAAAUAUCAAGACAGAAUAACAAUAAAUCCCUUAAGUUGACUCCAUACUAUAAAUUGGUCAAAGAUGGUAAACAGUCCAUUUGGAUUUGCACAUAUCACAUAUACUGGCCGGAAGAAGUAAAAUUUUUGGCAAAGGACACCAGAAAAAGCGUAGCUUCCCAUAAGGCAGCUGUUGCGGCUCUGACUUGGCUAAAAAGCAAUAAUAAAAUCACUAAAGAGGGUUUACCGGUGAUUUAUGGAAAGGAAGAAGUGAAAACCAUAACCAAGAAAACCGUGCCUGUUUUAUUAAUGGACAAAUCGACAGUAAAUAAAAUGCAGAACAUCAUCCAACUGUAUUGUGCCCAGAUCGCGCCUCAUAUUACCCAGAACGAAUUAGAAAAUGCUCGGGACACGGACGAGUCUGAAGAUGCAUCGGAGACAUUCCAAGAAACUGGAGAUGUAACUUUAAGAAAUACAAGGCGGCAGAGAUACCUUGGGGUGAAUAAAUACUUAGCAAAGGAGAAAGUUAACUUGCCUAUAGCGGCCUACAAGUGUGACUUUAUGAAUUUAUUGAAAGAAAACCAAAUAAUAAUAGUGAAAGGCGAACCAGGCUGUGGAAAAAGUACUAGAGUUCCGCAGUACGUCCUAGAGAUGUGGGCAAAGGAAGAUGGUCUUUUGGGAGAGCCGGGCCGUAUAGCAGUCACGCAGCCAAGAAGGAUUGCUGCCAUAUCUUUGGCCGAACGAGUUGCAGUGGAAAGAGAUGAAUCUGUUGGCGAUAUCGUAGGCUAUCAAGUUCGAUUGAAAUCCAAUUUUAACCCAUCGACGGGCAGGGUGCUUUAUUGUACUACCGGUAUACUCCUAAGACACUUCCAGUCGGAUCCCAGCCUCUCUAAUUUUUCCCACAUCAUCCUCGACGAGGCACACGAACGCGACGUUAAUACAGAUCUGCUGAUGAACUUGUUGAGGAGUGCCUGUAAGAUGAAUCCAAUGUUAAAACUUGUAAUUAUGAGUGCCACGAUCGAUACUUCUAUGUUUAGCCAAUAUUUCGACGGAGCCCCCAUCAUGGAAAUCCCAGGAUUUACGUAUCCGGUCGUGCAGCAUUUUUUGGAUACAUGCAAAAAAAUAGAUGUCAGCAAAACUAUCGCUAUGUGCGAAAGUGAUGUGCCAUCCGUCAUUCACGAAGACGUUGCACGGAUCAUCCAAUUCAUCCACAAACAUAAAAAGGAGGGUGCCGUCCUCUGUUUCUUACCUGGUUGGGAGGAUAUAAGCAAGAUUCAGAAGUUAAUUCCUCUCGGUGGCGAUCUCACAGUGUAUUGCUUGCAUUCCAGAUUACAGGAUUCCGAGCAGUGGAAGAUCUUCUCGAGACCUCCGCCAGGGAUCAGAAAGAUAAUAUUGGCGACAAAUAUAGCAGAAACUUCUGUGACCAUAGACGAUGUCGUUUACGUUAUUGACACGGGAAUUCAUAAAGAGCAACGAUUUGAUGUCGACAAAGGUGUUAACUGUAUCGACAACCAUUGGAUUUCCAAAGCCAGCGCCGACCAGAGAAAGGGCCGAGCUGGCCGUGUCCAACCCGGUGAAUGUUUCCAUCUCUACACUCGUGAGAAAUAUGAAUCUUUUCCGGAUUACUCUCUCCCGGAAAUCCAACGUACGUCUCUGACGAAAAUCGUACUGGACUCGAAAGUCUUCAGUAACAACAUGGACGCCCUGGAGUUUAUGACCAAGCUCCCAACACCGCCCGAAGAGAAUGCCACCUUGAGGGCCGUGGAUGACCUGAAGGAUUUGGAGAUGUUGGAUAAAGAGGAGAAACUGACAUCGCUGGGCACGGUAUGUGCCGACUUUCAGUUGGAGCCGAAACUGUCCAAAGCUCUGAUCAGCGCCGUUAUCUUCAAAUGCGUUACUCCUGUAGUGGACAUAGUCACUUUGUUCUCGGCCGAUACUGAAUUUUUCACAUCGGGGUUGUUGCGUAAGGACGAAAUAAAAAGGACAAAGAGUUUGUUUUGCAAAGACAGCGACCACCUGGCCAUGAUGAGGUUGUUCGAGAAAUGGCUGGAGUAUUCUCACGAAGGGGACUCCUGGGAUCUUAAAAGGUUAUGCGAUGAGACCAACUUGGUGAAUCACAAGAUGCAGAUGAUCGAAAAAUUAAGGAAAAUUCAUUACGACUACCUCUACAAUGGUCUGUACAAGGUGUUGCCAAUUUCGGACGAUUUUUCUGAUAACGACGAGAUGGUGAAGGCCGUUUUGUAUUCUGGCAUCGGCACAGUCCUACAUCAUCGCACCUGGGACGUUGUUAAGAACAAAUUGAAAAACAACGUUAAUUGUUUAUUAACAAGGAAUAAUCACAGGGCGACGAUUACAACCGAGAGCGUAAAUUUUAAAAGAAGGAAAUUUCCCACAAACUUUUUACUUUACAUUAACGAAACCAGGUCGAACAUCAGAAGGACCACUUUAAUAAGAGAAUGUAGUUUAAUGCCAAAUAUUUCGGUAUUACUUUUUUCUAAUAAGGAUUUGGAUAUCGAAGAUGUCAAUAAAGAGGACUUCUCCAUAGACAUCCCUUCUCAGGAUCAGGUCAAAGUGUCUAUUGAAAACACGAACAUAGCAUUUCUCUGUGAUAGAGCUCAAGCUCAAGAUUUGGUGGAUUGUAAGAAUUGCAUAAUGACGGCAUACCGCUACUACAUCGAACAGCUUACCAACAGCGGAAAUGAGAACCGUGACGUUAAUAAGUCGUGGAGCGAUAUUUUGAUGUUAAUCGACGACAUCUUAAGUGCUAACAGAGUUAAGAAUUAGUAUUUAUUUUUGUAGUAGGUAUUUUCGAAUCGUUGUUAAUUUAAAAAAAAUAUAUAUAUUUUCGUUGAGAGUAAACAUCUUUUA
Messenger RNA from Anoplophora glabripennis (Asian longhorned beetle), 3442 nucleotides. Its product is annotated as putative ATP-dependent RNA helicase DHX30. The record is from RefSeq and is a predicted model, not a curated record. Gene Ontology annotation, cellular component: nucleus; intracellular anatomical structure; cytoplasm. The coding region runs from base 83 to 3358 and encodes 1091 amino acids. NCBI's taxonomy places the organism in Eukaryota, Metazoa, Arthropoda, Insecta, Coleoptera, Cerambycidae. The transcript has 12 exons. Gene Ontology annotation, molecular function: G-quadruplex RNA binding; ATP binding; DNA helicase activity.